AAAUUCAAACCACUAACAAAUUCACGAUCCUUGUUAGAAGAAGAAGUCAAAAACUUUCUGUUAAACUGUAAAUGUCAAAUCAAAAGAUUAUUUAAAAAGUUGUUUUGUUUAUUAAUUUCAUAGAAAAUUCAACUAAUUUAUCAAACAAAAAUAUUAUUGUAAAAGUUGCCUUAUUAAUCAAUGGCCUUUCUACCAAGACGUGUCAAAGAUAUUCCGCCUUUAGAACCAGAUUCAGAAGAUGAUAGAACUCCUCAAAAAGGAAAAAAUGUUAACAAAAAUAUAAAUGAAUUACACAGUGGUGAAUCGUUCAAACAGCGAAACAUACCUAAAAGAGUUUCGGAGUUGCCGCCCCUAGAACCCGAUUCCGAUGAAGAUGAGUGCAAAAAUGAUAGGUUCAACUGUGCCAUUCUCAAUGACUCAAUUAUGAGUCCCGCCAUUAGCGAUAAUGAUGACAAUUCGCCCAAGAAGAGCCAAAAUCCUACGGAUGUCGUUUCCAACCAGCAGCCAGCAGAUGAUUCUUUCCUGUCGAUGUUUGAUAAAAUGAAACUUAACGUUGAUACGUUGCCUUCGAAGAAGACCGAAGAUGUUGUUCUCCCCGCUGCUCAGAUCCAUCCACAGAGCCAUCAGAAACUACCUCUGAAACCAAUCCAAGAACACCAAAUUCCUACAAAAGUUUCAGGUCUUUCCAUAAUUAUUUCACAACCCCCAACACAACCACCAACAGCAGCAGCUAAAGAAGUAGGAGUGGGAGUUGAAAUUGAAACUCCUCUUAAGCAGCCCGAUAAUCAAUUUGCUACGCCUCAAAUUCGGUCAUGGUCAGUUGCCAGACGUCCAAAAGAUCUCUGUUCAACAUCUCGCAAAGAACGCACAGCUAUUGCCAAUGAAUUUCGAUCACAGAAGGUACUCUUCCAGACUCCCAUGGCUGUGGCGCGAGCUCCACAUCUAGCUAACAACAGUAUUACACUGUCGCUGUGUGAUACUAUGAAUGAGAGUGGAACACCUGGAACAGCCGAAAAUCAAUCUAAAUCCAAGUCUCCCCAAGUUAGGAGUGAGGCCGAAAUAAAAUCGAAAAAAUCUUUGGCCUUUAGUGAGCAAGAAGCCGAAUUGAAAAACACUGAAGCAGUUAAAUCGAAGGAGAAUAUUAUUAUGAUCAAUGGAUCGGAGUACGAGAUCAGGAAGAAACUUGGCUGUGGUGGAUCUAGCAGCGUUUAUUUGGCACAGCGCAAGGACUCCGGAAAAGACUGUGCUCUGAAAAUAGUUGAUUUACGAGGAGACGCUGCAGUGGUCGAAGGCUACUUAAACGAAACAAAACUAUUAGCAAAACUUCAGGGAAAUAUCUGUGUGGUAUCGUUAUACGAAUAUGAACUUCUUGCCAAAGAAUCCAAAUUAUACAUGGUUAUGGAAAAAGGAGAUUCCGAUUUGCAUAAAAUUCUUUCAUCCUACAAAACUAACUUACCUCUCUACGUAUUGAUGAACUUUUGGUAUCAGAUGUUACAAUCAGUUUCUUAUAUUCAUCAAAAUGGUGUUAUACACUCAGAUCUCAAGCCAGCGAAUUUCUUGAUGGUUCACGGAAGACUGAAGCUGAUAGAUUUUGGAAUAGCGAGUAAUAUUGCCAUUGAUUCAACAAGUAUUAUUAAAUUCUCACAAGCGGGCACGUUUAAUUAUAUAAGUCCGGAAGCCUUGAUUGAUACAUCGACUGGAAAUAGCCCGAUGGGAAAGAACCAGCCUAAAAUAAAGAUUUCAACAAAAUCCGAUGUCUGGUCUUUAGGCUGUAUUCUAUAUCUUCUUAUGUAUCAAAAGACACCAUUCGGACACAUAAAAAAUAUUUAUGCCAAAGUUAAUGCCAUAACUAGUCCUUCCACGGAAAUUCAAUAUCCAGCGUUACCAUCAUACUAUCCAGUUAUGUUAGUGCAGAUGGCAAAGAAGUGCCUCCAACAUAAUCCAAAACAGAGACCAUCGUGCAUUGAAUUAUUGCAAUAUCCAUUCAACAUGAUAAUUCCAAUUCAAAAUCUUAGUGUUACCUAAAUAUUUAUAAAAAUUGAUAUUUUAAUUAAAUUUUAAUACAUAUAUUUGAUAAAGUAGAUUUUAUGUAUGUAAAAAAGUUAUAAUAAAUUUGUAUAUAAGCACAUAGA
Messenger RNA from Eupeodes corollae, 2132 nucleotides. RefSeq names its product probable serine/threonine-protein kinase mps1 (gene Mps1). Gene Ontology annotation, biological process: peptidyl-serine phosphorylation; mitotic spindle assembly checkpoint signaling; chromosome segregation. Bases 181 to 2025 code for a protein of 614 amino acids. Gene Ontology annotation, molecular function: ATP binding; protein serine/threonine/tyrosine kinase activity; protein serine/threonine kinase activity. NCBI's taxonomy places the organism in Eukaryota, Metazoa, Arthropoda, Insecta, Diptera, Syrphidae. The transcript is spliced from 9 exons. Gene Ontology annotation, cellular component: nucleus; kinetochore; spindle. The record is from RefSeq and is a predicted model, not a curated record.